This is a messenger RNA of Linum trigynum, 615 nucleotides long. Lineage: Eukaryota; Viridiplantae; Streptophyta; Magnoliopsida; Malpighiales; Linaceae. The record is from the annotation of a GenBank genome assembly.
AUGAUCAUCGGAAGCAGAAUAAGCUGGUGGCCGCGAACCGAACCGAACUCUUGUUCAAGUCCCAAGCCGGCGAAGUGGCCAUUCUUCGUGUGCCAGAUCUGCUUCGAAACGUCGACGCAAGAUUCCUUCAACCCAAAGGGCUGCGACCACGUGUACUGCACCGCCUGCACCGCGAAAUACAUCGACACCAAACUCUCCGACAACAAGAACCGGAUCCUCUGCCCGUGGGAGGCUUCGCUGGCCGAGUCUGCCAUCGAUGAUGCCCACAAGCUGUACUGUCCUUACCCGGAUUGCUCCGCUUUGCUGAUCAACGACGGCGCUGGCGGCUGCCGCCCUGGCCGCUGGCUGUUCUUCCGCCGGGCGUUCUGCGUCAGGUGCAGGGUCCCCUGGCACUCGAGGAUGGACUGCGGAAAGUACCAGAGGUCAAAGGCUAAAAGAGAAGACAAGAUGGUCGUGGAACUUGCUAAGGCGAACCAGUGGAAGAGAUGCCCCGGCUGCAGGAUGUACGUUUCGAAACAGAGUGGCUGCAGCCAUAUUAUAUGCAGGUGUCGAGCCGAAUUUUGCUAUAUUUGUGGUGCUCGCUACUCAAUUGAGCAUUGUUGUCGAUUACAAUAA